AUGACCUUGUACGACGGCACCACAGAUCCCGGCCAUCACCUCAAUAAUUUUAGAAGUAGAAUGUAUCUCACCGACGCUUCAGAUGCAGUUCGUUGCAACGCCUUUCCAGCUACUUCAACAAAAAUAACAAUCAGGUGGUUUGACAAUCUACCUCCAAGAUCCAUCUCCAAGAAGUUUUCAGCCAGAUUUUCUAUUCAGAAAGACAAAAUCAAGCACGCCCCGAGUCUGUUGGGAAUUAAGCAGGGAGAUCGGGAAAGUCUCUGCAAUUACGUGGAAAUAUUCAACAAGGCAUGUCUAGACAUACAAAAUCUACCCACUGAAGCGGCCAUCAUGGGCCUCAUUAAUGGCCUCCAAGAAGGGCCCUUCAGCCAAUCUAUAUCAAAAAAUUAUCCCACAUCGCUAAAUGAAAUACAAGAACGAGCCGAGAAGUAUAUCAACAUGGAAGAAAAUGCCCGACUAGGAGAAGCAUCAAGAUCCGGAUUCUCCUCCCGAGAUAAAGAUAAAGAGUCUAAGAAGAAGGAAGACCGACACGGGAAUAAGAUCAAAAACUACCACAAUUACACCCCUCUCCGGGUGUCCCUUGUAGAUAUAUACAGAGAAAUUUGUCACACUGAAAAAAUACCCCCAGCUCGACCACUGAAAGGCAGAAGAGGAGGAGGAAAUCGGAUCGAAUACUGUGAAUACCAUCGAGUUCGCGGACAUUCCACCAGCGAAUGUUUUGACUUAAAAAAUGUCAUAGAAAAGCUAGUAAGAGAAGGGAAGUUAGAUCGGUAUCUGGUCACUCGAGAUGAAAGAAAAAGAAGAAGGGAUGAAGACGACGGGCGAACGGAGCAAUCACCCCGCGCACCUGAAAGACACAUCCACAUGAUACACGGCGGAUUCGCUGGAGAAGGAAUCUCAAAAUCAUCCCGUAAAAGAUAUCUCAGAGAGGUAUAUCAUGUCGAGGGGAAAGAGGAAGUACCCGAUAUCCCAGCAAUUUCCUUCACCAGAGAAGAUGCAUCUGGUAUCAUCCCGGGAUACGACGAUCCCAUGGUCAUCACUAUUAUACUAGCAAAUGCAAAUCUCCACCGCACACUGAUAGACCAAGGGAGCUCUGCUAACAUCUUGGUCAAAACUGCCUUCGACAAGCUCAGCUUGGAAGAAAAAGAGCUCAAAGCAUUCCCGAACAGCCUAUUCGGAUUGGGAGAUACCCCGCUCGGCACAAUAGUCUCGACUCCGCAUCUAUGCAUGAAGUUCCCAACUGCAGGAGGAAUAGCUACGAUAAAAGCAGAUCAGAGAAUGGCGUGCCGCUGCUACAACGAAAGUCUAAACCUCAGAGGCAGAGGAGAAGAAUUUCACACAAUUGAGCUCGGUGGAGUUCAAAAGAGGGAAGAGCUUCGCCCACAACCUGAAGGAGAAAUAGAGAAAAUCCAGAUCGGGGAUACCCCGGACCAAACAAUUAAUAUCGGCACACUCCUAAAAGGAGACAUCAAAGAAUCACUCAUACAGCUUCUACGCGACAACGCCGACCUCUUUGCGUGGAAGGCCGUAGACAUGCCAAGCAUAGAUCCCACGCUAAUGUGCCACAAGCUAGCAGUCUACCCGGGAGUUUGGCCAGUACAACAGAGACGAAGAAAGCUCGGACCAGAACGGUCCUAUGCUGUGGAAGAGCAGGAGCUACAUAUCAGAGACUGA
Molecule: messenger RNA, 1674 nt
Organism: Arachis stenosperma
Lineage: Eukaryota; Viridiplantae; Streptophyta; Magnoliopsida; Fabales; Fabaceae
Exons: 3
Coding region: 1-1674 (557 amino acids)
Source: RefSeq, a predicted model, not a curated record